Tachysurus vachellii is the source of this 5845-nucleotide messenger RNA. It is a transcript of the gene bahd1, whose product is annotated as bromo adjacent homology domain containing 1. The transcript is spliced from 7 exons. Lineage: Eukaryota; Metazoa; Chordata; Actinopteri; Siluriformes; Bagridae. Gene Ontology annotation, molecular function: chromatin binding. The record is from RefSeq and is a predicted model, not a curated record. Bases 343 to 2829 code for a protein of 828 amino acids.
GCUUUUUGUCCUUCCCUCCUAGUGAAUGGAAAUAAAGAUUGGAUCAGAAAUGAUCCUCUGGUCCUUUUCUUAACUCGGUCCCGGCGCGACGGCAGCGCAUGAAUAUUAUCGUGCGCGUGCUACUUCGGAAGUAGGUCACCGCUUCAGCCGCGUCUUGUCAGCUGCUGCUGCUCUUCUCCUCCUCGGUUCGCUUCCCUGCUGAACAUCGAGCUUUUUUUUUUUUUUAUAACCGAAUAACCGAAUCCGGGAAUUUCACCGCUUUCGGAAUGUGACGCUUUUUUCCCCCUCUCUCUCUAUUCGGCUGACAGAGUGCACACGGAAGGAUCUCCAUGGAAGGUUGUAAUGACACAUGCACGGCAGAGGAACUCUUUAUGUAGAUACCGAAGUGAAUCCAAGGAGCAGGUGAGCUGCCAGACACAUGCUGAAACCAUGGGCAGAACCUGGCCAGAACGCCCAGUGCUAGAAAAGAAGACUAAAAGGCAUUCCUAUAAGAGAGGAAGAGAUAAGGAAAUAAAGCAGCAAAGCACAGAUAGCGACCGGAAGCUUUAUCCCCUCAGAGGACGGCAGGGAAUGAGUGACGUGGGUUCCUUAAACUGCUGUGUUCUACUGACUCGCUUAGAAGAAGGAGGAACUUGUAAGGGCAGCAUGAAAGCUGUGCAUAAGAACAAAGGGAAAAGGAAUAUGAAGGUAAAGAAGGGAAGGCCCAAACACUGCAAGUGUCGGAAAAAGGGCUGCAAAGCAUGCCAGCCAACGCCUGGACCAAAACGCAACCCCAAACUUGACAAAACUGCCUUAUACUUGGACCUCCUAGAACCUCGAAAGCGACGGUUGGCCUCUCUUAACGCAGAAGCAGUCAACAGCCUGUUGUUGUUUCGAGAGGAUUCCCAAAUGUCCAAAAAACAGCAGAAUUCUCAAAAGGUUGAUGGUGAACUCCCAAAGGGAGAACUCGACAGUUCAAAGAAAGGACCAGAAGGCCAAAAACGGACGCAUCCAGGAGAAAGAGAGGAGAAUACAAAUCCGAAAAAAAAAAAGAAAACAAAGACAGAGUCUGAACAUCUGGACCAGCUGAAUCUCAACAGUCCAACCCCACGGCGUCUAGCAGGUUUAAAUGCGGCUGCUCUUCUGAAACUAACUAGCACCUCAUCCGGAGCAAAACGGCGAGUGAAAACGGACGGCAAGCCAGGAAGCGGCGGAGCACGAACAAAACAACUGCAGGGAAAGAAUAAAAAACAACCGAGCCCACCGUGCCUGUCCAAGCCGUCGUUAUCUCAGCAGUGCUGCAACCUCUGCAAGAAGGAGGUGCUCAAGACUGACACUUUGUGGGAAGGGACUUCCGGGGGCCACGACUUCAUCAAACCUGGAUACCAGUGCAGGUCUAUGCUGAGCUACUCCUUGAAGCCUGUGAAAGAGGAGAAAACUGAGACUGAUGUGAAUUCAUGUUACUGCUGUUCCCAAGAGAGAUCUGUGGAAUACUGUCACCGGUUAGCCCUGUUCCUUGGCCAGAAGGCGUAUCCUGAAUCAGAACAGCAUCCGUUGCCAUCUGUAAAAGGAUUCCUUCCAUCCCCUCACACACUAACCCACCCAGCUUUGACCCUAGGUGCUCAUUCUUACCCAUGCUACCCUGGUUACUAUGUACACAUUUCGCACCAUGGGACAUCCUCACUUCCUGUAAGUACGAGUCCCGGACCCCACGCGCCACCUUCCGUACCUCCUAUUACACUGUGUCCUACUGGGGUCCAGAGACCCAAACUACUGCCCUCGCCAGUGUCUCAUCCUUCAGCAAUUCCUCAUCCAGUGUACUGCAACUCUUUGGGGACGUGUUAUGGAGAAGCGUGUAGAAUCAGCGGCUGUGCCUACAGACACACUCAGCCCAUCGCUAACAGGACCUGCUCAUUCAGUGCCGGAUGCUCCAGCUGCAGCCACAAAAUCAAGAUGGAGGACUACCCCUACCCAUUGGACAAGCACAGCCCCUCUAUUUCCAUGCCCCCCACCUUGCCCCUGUCUGUCUGCCCCAUCCCCAGCGUGCCAGCUGCCACCCAGGCCAUGCCCCACCUGCAGUCCCCUCUGCCGGACACUGGGCGUCCUCAGGUCCAGUUACACGUAGGCCGAGAGUGCCCUCAAAGUGCCAAACCACCCAGCAGCUCCCGCUCUGCCAUACGGGACACAGCUGUCUGCCCCCAUGUGAAGGAGGGCCAGCUGGGAGCCAGCCAUGGCAGUCCAAGCACCAAACAGGCCAAGAUCAAUCGGCGGCGGGCCACCAACGGCUGGCUGCCUGUGGGCACAGCAGCUGAAAAGGAGGUAUUCAUAGUGGCUGAGGAGACACCAGCACUACGCAGGUGCUAUGAAGGAGUGCAGAGAGACGGAGAAGUAAUCAGGGUGCGAGACACCGUGCUGCUACGUUCUGGCCCCCGAAAGAAGUCCCUCCCCUAUGUGGCUAAAGUGUCUGCCUUCUGGGAGGACCCUGAGUCAGGGGAGCUGAUGAUGAGCCUGUUUUGGUACUACCGUCCAGAGCACACUCAAGGGGGCCGCAAUCCCAGUAUGCACUGUGAGAACGAGAUUUUUGCAUCCCGGCAUCAGGACGAGAACAGCGUUGCGUGCAUCGAGGAUAAGUGCUACGUCUUGACAUUAGCACAAUAUUGCAGAUUUUGUGCCUUGGUGAAGCGUCGUGAGGAGGGUCAUCCCAAAAGUGCCCCACUGGUCCCUCCGGCUCACAAUUACACCAUUCCAGCUCAUCGCAGCGUGCCCACUGACAUCGACCCUGACCUGGUGUUUGUCUGUCGCCAUGUUUACGACUUCCGCUACGGCCGCCUUCUGAAGAACCUGCAGUAGCGCUAGUAGUAGAAACGUUUGCUAUCGUGGAGCCAUACACUGAAAACCCAGAGUCCAUAAGGUGAAGAUACAAUCAAUAUCCUAAUCAAAGGAAUUCCUGAAAGGCCACAGGACUGUCAAAAGUUAGGCUGCUCUUUCCAGACUCCAUAUUUGUACAAGCUGAAACAAAUUCAGUUUGCUGUUUUAGCAGAAUGCUAUGUUGAGCACAACUUGGGACAGAUCUGAUGGCCAAUGUGUGAUCUGUAACUCCAUGAAACUGCUUAUAUAUUUAUUUGGCUUGUCAAUAGUUAUAUUUUAUACUCGCUGGAUUUGUGUGUGGAAGAAAAAAAAAAAUCAAAGUUGUAGGUACAUAUUUAAGAGGUACCUUAAAUUAUGAAUUAGACUAUAAAUAUGCCCAUAUUGGCUGUAGAGUUAUUUAUUUAUAGAUAUAUGGUGGAAAUAUUUAUUUUUAGAGCAAUUAAAUGAAUGGGUUAAGUAGACAAGGCCAAGAGUACUUCCCCAAAUCAACUCUUAACCAAUCACAUACCAAUUUGUCUAUACCAUGCAGGACCAUAUGAUGUAUUCUGGUGGACCAAAUACCCCAGAGUUCCUCAUCUAGCAAUUGGCUAAUUUUUGCUAUGGAUUGACCAAUUAGAUUUUUGAACGAUCUCUCAUCCUACUAUAGCUCGUGAGGACUUGCCUUACACCUUAGAAAGAGAGUGUCUCACCUCCCUUCGUCACAUCCUGCCUUUCCAGCAAACCAAAGCUUUCACACGGCGCCGCUAAACAUACAAGCCCCCUCCCUCCGGCCAUCCAAAGUUUGCACUAAUACUGCUACUGACUUUAAAUGGAGGAAAAAUACUGUGUAUUUGUUGUAUGUGUAAAUACAGAACAGAGAGAAUUAAUGUCUCCGAUUCUAUAAACCGAGGGAGGUAAUCUGUCCCAUUUCCAAGCGUGCGAAUAGAAAAGAAUUGCCUUGCACACACACUUCUGCUUUCAGUAUGUGCCAUUGUCCCCCCCCCAGCGUUACCUUUAGAUACGCUUGUUUCAUAUACAAGAUCAAUAUGAAAAAAAAAAAAAAACUAUUUCAUAUGGUCUUUUUGUGCCUUUAAUAGUAAUAGAUAGUCUGCGGUGGAAAAAAGAAUCAACUGGAGGUUUUCAUCCUCCCAUUCAUGGCUCUUUUGCUUCCUUUACCCAGCUUGGUUUGUAUCAUGCAGCAGUUUGUGAUAACAAAAAAAAAAGCCAUUCCUUAUGAGUCUCAUUGCACUAUAGUGACCCUCACUCUCAACUGCUCAGAUAAAAAAAAAAAAAGGGAAAAAAAAUUGACCUGGAGGUCAAUUCAGGAAUAAUAGAAAGGCCGGAAAAAUCCGGACAUUUUCCAGGCAGCAUUAUCACCUGGGUGCAUUGGACCACAGAACUGGAAUGAGCCCUGCCAUUUUUUUGCAAAGAGAAAAGCAUGAUGUAGGACGUGUACUUUUCUUCUACUGAAUCAAAUACAAAAGAUUUGACAAAGCAUGAUUUCCUGCUGUUAGGAAAAGGCUGCUAUGACUUUCUGAUCCAAUUCGCUUCACUCAGCGUAGGUGAAGUUGCGUAUCUGAAAAAUCAUAUAUAAGCAGAGUAUAAGGCAGCUGGAACUGAGAGGAACAGCUUACCAGAAGACAUGCCUUUUUUUCCUUCUCAUUUAAGGCCUUGAUGCAGUGAACAAGCAUAUACUUGUUAUGGUUUUCAUUCAUAGCACAAAUAUGCUUCAGUGCUAAUACACACACACACACAAGUUUUUCAUUAACUAUCCAUUCCUCUUAACUAUUAAAAAAAUGUAUAUCAGUCACACGUGUAUUGUUGUGAUAGCUAGAAAAUGUGAUUUCUGUACUAGUUUAGUAUGCAUAUGACUCCAGUCAGUGCAUAAGAUACCCAUGUUUGACAGUAUCGGCCAAAAUGUACAGCAUGAAAGAAGGCAUAUCAUUUCCUUUCAGGUUUUCAUCUACCAUUUCUUUAUAGUGAAUUAUUUUUAUUUUUUUUAUUAUUUUUUUUUUUUAUUAAAGAAACAGCAGUUGGACAGUUGUUGUAGGUAGCACAACUGGCAGAUACUAUUGUAAGUUUAUAGUGCUAUUAGAGAUGAAUGGGUCAUUGAAUUAUUUGAAGUAUUUUGUAUAGUGUGUAGUCAGUCCCCACAGUCCAUACAGCGCUUUCUGGAAUUUUUUUUUUUAGCUGCAUCAGAAUUUUUUCAGUUUUCUCCGUACAGUGCUUAUGACGAUAUUUUACUUUUUAUGGUUAGCUAAGAAGGUACUAGUGUUUAUUUUAAAUUAUGAAUUGGAAAAUUAGAAUUAUGAAUUUUUCUAUCCAAACCUGACUGUAUGGAGGAGAGACUAAUAGUUUGCAAAAAUUGGAAAAGACCCAAUACUCUGUAUGGAAACACUGUAUGGGAGUUAAUGAUGUACACAUGGCGCUGUCUUCCUUUUGCUCAUCUCCAAUCGUAAUUACUACGGGGAUAUAUUAUUAGCAUGUAGUGAGUACAGUCAGUGUUCAUGCAAGAAGCAUUUGGCUUAAGGUCCAUCACAGCACUUUAGUCAUGUUAUCUGUUUCCAUUCCAAUAUUUCCUUCGUCUUUCAUAAAAAACGGUUCUUUUUUUUUCAUUUUUUUUUCCAUUCAUUUGUUGCAGCAUUGUAAACAUUUAUUUAAAAGUCUUACAUAGCAAGUACUGAGUAUUUUUGCUUUUCCUUCAGCAUUGUGAAUUGUCAAUUGCUUUAGUAGAAAGUUCUGGAUGAAAUCGUAGAGAGUUGUGUUCCAAAAUGGGCCAAGAGGAAGUGGGAGGUUAAUUCUAAGAUGUACAAAACUCACCAAGCGCUUUACUCCUUCGGUGAUGUGAGUGUGUGAGUGUAUGUGUGUGUAUACAGAUAUAUAUUUCAAUGCAGCAUGGAAGUACUGGGCAUUCUUGGAAAUUAGUCCCUAGCACAGCGCAUUUGUAUUAUUUAAGAUUUAAACGAAAAAAUGUAUAAGAGGAAAAUAUUUAAAUGGAAUAAAUAAUAUAUGAGUUUCA